Molecule: messenger RNA, 699 nt
Organism: Lathyrus oleraceus (garden pea)
Lineage: Eukaryota; Viridiplantae; Streptophyta; Magnoliopsida; Fabales; Fabaceae
Exons: 4
Coding region: 1-699 (232 amino acids)
Source: RefSeq, a predicted model, not a curated record
AUGCCUUUGAUUGCUAUUAUUGUUACUGGUGCGACGCAUUCUUUUAUUUCUUUGGAUUGUGCUAAGAGAUUGAACCUUGAAUUAUCUGUUAUGCGUGGAAGCAUGGUUAUUGAUAAUCCGACUAUGGGAAUGGACUGGUUGAGGGCCAACCAUGUCUAUAUCAAUUGUUUUGCGAGAGUUGUUCUUUUUCUUGAGCCAGAGAAGGAAGGUGAUUUAUUCUUGUCUACUCAACAAGUCAAUGAAUCUGUGCGAGAUGAUGCUGAAGUGUUUAUGUUAGUGGCAAGUUUGAAGCUUAGUGAAAAUGGAACAAUGGGUGAAUUUCCAGUUGUUCGUGAUUUUCCUGAAGUGUUUCCUGAUGAGGUUAACGAUUUGCUGCCUGAACGUGAAGUUGAGUUCACGAUUAAUUUGAUUCUUGGUACUAGUCCGGUAUCGAUGGCUCCGUAUCGGAUGUCACCAUCUGAUUUGAAAGAGUUGAAGAGUCAACUAGAGGAUUUUCUUGAUAAGAGCGAGAUUAAUUUGAGGUAUGGGUAUCAUCAGAUCUGUGUGAAAGCUGAAGAUAAUCAAAAGACUGCUUUUAGAACAUGGUAUGGACACUAUGAGUAUUCGGUGACGCCUUUCGGUGUGACGAAUGCACCUGGUAGUGAAGGGGAUCAUGUUGAGCAUUUGAGGAUUGUUUUAUCUGUAAUGAAAGAGAAGUAG